AUGCCGACGAUAUUUGACGAACCGCCUCUUUUGGAAAUUAGUGCUCCAGUUGAACAACUGUCAUCAGUCGAUGAAGAAAUCUUCAAUGAACCACCAGUUUUAGAACGAAGCGUUCCGUCUACCUCCUCUAUACAAAGUCAGACCCACCAACACCAACUAAGUGUUAAUAUGUCAAGGGUAAGUAUUUCAGGUGUGGCUGACCAGAACUGGACCUUUGACGUUACCAGAGAUGAACAACUGUUGGAUGCAACAGUUAUAUUUGAAAGGUCUCUGGAUGGAAGUGCCAUAACUGACACAGUCCUUCAAGAUCCAGUGGAGGUUCGGUUCGAAGUCUUGGAGAACGGCACAGAGCGGGGAGGAAAAAAAUUCGUGUCUUCAGACAGUUUCUCCUACACUCAGAAGCAAGGUCAAGACGUCAGUAAAUUUCCUAAGUGCGAGUGGGGGGCUUCAUUGGCGUUGCAGGACAUCAUAAGGAAAGCUGAUGAUGCUCGUCACUUGGUAAUCACCAAGAACAGGAAGGCGUUCGUGACUGCAGGAAUUAAAGUGCCACCCCUGGAAUCACACAGCCAUUGGGGAUGCGCUAUGAAUCCACAAGCUGCUGCAGCAGUGCCUUUGGACAAAGCACUUCAAUCACCCCAAAAGACCAGGGUCUCCGUGUCAGGGAAGAUCGUUCAGGAGGAGGCUGUCUGCACUGUUAAAGUGUGCGAUGAAGAUGUGGCCAUAAAGGUCAUCACUCUGGAAGCUGAUUCUCAGAGGGCCAAAGUGAGUCUAUGGAGAGAGUCAGGAACAUCAGAUGUGAGGCCGGGUGACUUCAUGACGAUCACGGAUGUGGUGACUUUAAACCACUAUAAGGGGGAACCAUCCCUUUCCACCACAAACAGAUCAACACUGAAGAUAUAAAAACCUGCUGACAGAAGAUGAGAUGUGCAAAAGAGUACAGGAAUCACGCCGCUUCUUAGCUCGGUACAAAAAGGAAGGAAAAUCUUGAGAAGAUAGUCACUUGUGGUGAAUCCUCAGGCUGUUUUAUUACGACUCUGAGAAAAAAACAGCAAAGCAGUCAAUUGAAGACAACAUGUUCCCCACAUUCAAAGGAGGCACGAUCAUCCUGCUCAAUGGAAAGCAAAUGUUCAUUGUCUUCUUUGAUGUGCCAGGUUUUAUUCUACUCCAUGCAUCUCCACAUCGGUGACGGGUGCUUACAAUUCUAAUGUUUUGUGGCGUGACUUUUACAGGGUGAUGGCAUUAAAGAGACUAAAGGCGUUGCAUGAUAGGUGGAUUCUUCACCAGGAUAAUGCACCAGCACAUAAAUCAUAAGAGGCCCAGACUACCGCGACAAUCAACUUGAAGCGGAGAUCCUUCCCCGUCCCCUUAUUCGCCGGACCUAGCUGCAGCACCAUGCGAUUUUGCCCUUUUUCUGAAACUUAAAUGCAAACUAAGAUGGAGGAAGUCAAAUGCAGAGACAAUUGGAGAAGUAGCUGCAACUGUGACCAGGUGAUCACGGACUGUGGUCAUUACAUUCCUCAACUUCAAACAGACCAGGCCUUGUGCAGUGUAGAGAGUUUGCUCCAUCAGAUGUUGUAAAGUUUGCAUUGCUGAAAAAUAAUGCAGUCGUCGUACCUGGACUCCCAUCGAAGGAAUGUCGUUAACAGACCACCUGUCCAGAUCAAGACCGUGUAGUUCUUGGCCAGUGUAACAGUGUAACCCAGAAGGGAGACAAGUUCAAGUCUGGGUCGGUGCAGCAUGUACAUCCCCCUGUCUCUUCCAGAUCUUUGACAGGGAAGGUUGCUAAAGAGGUAAACAAUACCUAUGUAUGAUGAUGACUUUGUUCUAUUACAGGUAAAGACACUGGCUUCUGCAGAUAUUUCACCUCUCCAAGAACUUUGGUAACACGGGCGAGAGAUACAGUUCCCGCAAAUGACCGAGUCACCGCACUGAAUGAGGAUUACUUAGCACGUCGUGCAAAUCAAAAGCGUGUGGCUCUCUGACCCGAGGAACCGAAAAUGGAAUUUGUGUGGGACAACAUUGCCAUCCCAGAGGGAUUCAGUCGUAACGACAUUAUCAUUGAGGACAGGCCGCAUCUUUGGAACCGUGUUUCACGUUGUGUAUGUGAAUGGAACAUUCAAGGACCUCUUUCUUGGGUGGAUGGAUUCAGAGUUGACCCCAGAGAUGCGGCCAUGAUUGUGGCACAUGGAUGUUAUUGAUGGUGACUGUAAAGAAUUGAAGAUAGCAGAAAAACAAAACUAUCUUGAUAUGGCUUUCUGGUGUUAAAUCAUCAGACAAGGUGUUCAUUAUUUGUGGAAAAAUAGUGUCAUAGCUCUAAUCUAUUCUGCAAAAUCAUAAUAAAGUGGUGAACUUGAGUGAUUUUACAUAGAACAAGAAGGGCAUUUUCGUUGUGAUCCGACACCUAGAAGUGAAAACCAGAUUUUGGAAUAUCUCAGCUUAUAUGCAGUCUACAGUGAUGAAAUGUCACACAAAAGGUCCUUGGGGUAUAGGCACUUAUUAUCUAACAGGAUUUUAUCAAGUUUCUGUUUGGGACAUUAAAGUAAAGCCAGCAGCCGUCUACUAGACUGCAAGAUUCAUCUCUUCAUAACGGAUGUCAUAGCUUUCCAGAUAUACUAGCUGUCUUGUGUAUCGGGCAGAAAUGCAGAGUGGUACUACCAGUUACCUAAGCCACCAUUCCCCUCACAGACAAAAGGCUCAUGGGAUUCUGCCGAGGGCGUAGCUCUGGUGCACUGGGCCGAUUUUCCAGCCAUGUGGAAUCUACAUUUCCAGCUGAACUGGGACUGGGACUUCAAUAUCAGACUCCCUAGCAGCAUGCAUGCUGGUUGCUGAAGCCAUGGAGGUGUUUCCAAGGACAAUAACCUUUGCUGGUCAAAACAUGGUCUAGACUAUGGAAUUCCAUACUUGCUCUCAGGCAAGGAUUUACUGAGAAAGGAAUACCGUCUUCAUGUUUAUGAAAGUGGUGCUUGUUCUGUAUCUCCUAAAAAAGGAAGGCAGUGGGAAAUGAUGGGUGAAACCUGGUUCAUUUGUUCAACAACGAUUCCGAUAUAUAUAUAGGUUGGAGAUGGGGAUGAUGACAGACCAGCCAGCCGAACUUAAAUUGGAGUAGACAUCAUGUGCCACCUGGUUGCUGAAGCUCGAGAGGACCUUUAUGGACAAAAAAUCCUGUUCAAGAUAGUUCUGUCUGGAAUUCCAUACCACCUCCAGAGAAUGAAAAAUGUCUUCAAGAAAGAAGAGAUUCUAA
Molecule: messenger RNA, 3241 nt
Organism: Mya arenaria
Lineage: Eukaryota; Metazoa; Mollusca; Bivalvia; Myida; Myidae
Exons: 21
Coding region: 1-900 (299 amino acids)
Source: RefSeq, a predicted model, not a curated record